This is a messenger RNA of Apaloderma vittatum (bar-tailed trogon), 1635 nucleotides long. Its product is annotated as neuroblast differentiation-associated protein AHNAK-like. NCBI's taxonomy places the organism in Eukaryota, Metazoa, Chordata, Aves, Trogoniformes, Trogonidae. Gene Ontology annotation, cellular component: costamere; nucleus; cytoplasm. The record is from RefSeq and is a predicted model, not a curated record. Gene Ontology annotation, biological process: regulation of RNA splicing.
AGUAGACAUUGACGUACCCAGCGUGGACAUCGAAGGGCCAGAAGGAAAAGUGAAGGGCCCCCACGUGAAGAUGCCCGAGAUGCACCUCAUCUCCAUGCCGGACUUUGACCUAAACCUGAAAGGCCCCAAAGUCAAGGGGGACGUGGACGUUUCCAUCCCCACGGCAGCAGCUGAGCUGAAGGGUCCUCAACUCGAGCUCAAAGGCCCCAAGGUCGAGGUUGGAGCACCCGACGUGGACAUCCACGGCCCGGAGGGCAAACUGAAGAUGCCCAAGUUGAAAAUGCCCAAAUCCGGAGAGCCUGGUCUGGGGGAGAGUCCCAGCAUUGACGUGACCCUCCCGAAAGGCGAGGUGGACAUUUCUGGUCCCAAGGUUGAUGUUGAUGUGCCGAGUGUGGCCAUCAAAGGGCCAGAAGGCAAGCUGGAAGGCCCCCACGUGAAGAUGCCUGAGAUGAGCUUCAAGCCCCCCCAGAUCUCCAUGCCGGACAUCGACUUGAAGCUGAAAGGUCCCAAAGUGAAAGGAGACCUCGACGUUUCUGCCCCAAAACUGGAAAGGGAGCUGAAGGCACCUGGACUUGACAUCAAAGGCCCCAAGGUUGAGGUUGGAGCCCCUGACGUGGACGUCCACGGCCCGGAGGGGCAACUGAAGAUGCCCAAGUUGAAAAUGCCCAAAUUCGGGGUGCCCGGCCUGAAGGGAGAAGGUCCCAGCGUUGAUGUGACCCUCCCGAAAGGCGAGGUGGACAUUUCUGGUCCCAGAGUAGACGUCGAGGUGCCCAGUGUGGACAUCGAAGGGCCAGAAGGAAAAGGGAAAGGCCUCAAAUUUAAAAUGCCCGAACUCAACGUUCAGACGCCCAAACUGUCCAUGCCGGACGUCGAUCUGAGUUUGAAGGGCCCCAAACUGAAAGGAGAUGCUGACGUGAAGAUCUCUGGAGAUCUGAAAGGCCCCCAGCUGGACGUGGAAGGUCCCAAAGUGGACGUCGAUCUGCCUGAGGUAGACCUGGAAUGCCCAGAAGGGAAAAUCAAAGGCCCCAAAUUUAAGAUGCCCAAACUGAACGUCAAGACGACCAAACUCUCCAUGCCAGACGUCGAUUUGAACUUGAAGGGACACAAAAUGAAAGGCGAGAUGGAGGUUUCCCCUCCGAAGGUAGAAGGUGACCUGAAAGAACCCAGCGUGACCAUCAAGGGACCGAAAAUGGACGUCGACCUCCCAGACGUCAACCUGGAGUGUCCGGAAGCCAACCUGAAAACGCCCAAACUGAAAAUGCCUCAUUUUCAUGUUUCGGGCCCCAAGUUUGAGGGAGCCGAACUCGAGGUUGAAAGAGAGGGAGAUCUUGCUGGGCCGGAGGUGGACAUGGAGAUGCCGGAAGUGCACAUUGGAGGAGGAGAAGGGAAAUGGAAAGGCCCCAAGUUCAGGAUGCCGAAGCUGAACAUCAAGACACCCAAACUGUCCAUGCCCGACGUGGAUUUGAACCUGAAGGGACCCAAAGUGAAAGGAGAAGUGGAUGUUGAGGCUCCAAAGGUAGAAGGUGCUUUGAAGGGACCCCAAGUGGACAUCAAGGGGCCCAAACUAGAUGCUGAGGCACCAAAUAUUGAGCUGGAGUGCCCCGAAGGAAAACUGAAGGGCCCCAAGUUCAAGAU